CGUUUUUUGUUUUUAUCAUCGUUCGCAUAAGUUUUUUUUUUUUAAUUCGCAUCAUAACAAGUAAAUUUAUUUGAUCAUGUCUACGGUAGAGGGUGAAAAAAAGUUUACAGUGGACACAUCUUACACCAAUUUCUAUACAGGUGGUGAUGUUGCUUGGAGUAAUGAUGGACAAUAUAUUUAUUGCAUGAAUGGAAACGCAGUAAAUUUAGUUGAAAUUGUAACGGGUUUGGUUAAACGGAUGUACGGUCUGAAUGCAAAUAUAAAUACUGAAGGCGAUAAAGCGUUUAGUGAAGAAGAUGAAGACGUUAUCUACAGCUUUGCUUUGGCUCCCAGAAGCGAUUAUUUAUUAACUGCACAUCGCAGCAGUUUGCUAAGAUUGUGGCAUUUGGAAGAUGGGAAAGUGAAAAAAUUAUGGAAAAGUCAACACAAAGGACCAAUUGUUAAGGUUGCAUUUAAUCCCGAUUGUCGUUUGGUGUGCAGCAGUGGCGGUGAUUCGAGCUUACGUAUAUGGGAUUAUGAAAAUAGUCGAUGCUUGGCUGCUUUUAAAGAUUUUUCGGGUCCUUCAUAUUUGGUUCAUUUCCAUCCAAAUGCCUUUAAAACGGAGAUUUUUGCUGCCGGCUCUGAUAAUAGCAUUUAUUGCUGGAAUUUUCACACAAAGGAGUUGAUCUGUAAAAUGUCUGGCCAUAUAUCACAAGUGACUGGCUUUUGUUUUGCGAAUCGGGACUCCGAUUGUGAGUUUAUGGCUAGUGUAGGACGGGAUAAAGUAUUGAUAAUUUGGCGAUUAAAUGGAACUCAGGAGAAGGUAAUACCAAUAUAUGAUGAAUUGGAAGGAGCAUUUUAUGCUAAUGAGCGUGAGGUUAUUGUAGCCGGAACCAAGGGUGAUAUAAAGCUGGUUAAGUUGAAAUCUGGUAAAAUUUCAUUACUCAACGAAAGUCGAGGAGAAUAUGAAAUUAAACAUCUACUCCGUAACGAUGUCACGCAACAAUUAGCUGCAGUAACUGUUGAUCACAACAUACUGAUAUUUGAACGGUAUGCGGAAAAUCAAAGUUUAAAUUGCAUUAAACAACUGAUUGGCUUCAACGAUGAAAUACUUGAUAUCACUUUUCUGGGCGAAAGUGAACGCUUUCUAGCCAUGGCUACGAACAGUAAGCACAUUAAACUUUACGAUUGCGAGAAGGGAAUGAAUUGUAAAAUCAUUCCUGGCCAUACGGAUACAGUGAUGUGUUUGUCUACACCAGGCUUAAGUAAUAUGUUGCUUUCAGCUGGUAAGGACUUUGCUAUAAUAUUGUGGCAAUUGAAUAUUGAGGAGUGUACUUUGCAUUGCAUGGCGAAGAACGUAAGCAGUCAUACAGCUGCCAUAGGAUGCAUAAGUUUUGCUUACGAGUGUUCGAAGACGUUCGCGUCUGUCUGUCAAAGUGGUAUCUUAAAAGUGUGGAAUCUUAAAGAGAUAGAGCAAAAGGGCGGAGAAUUUCAAUUCAAUAUUAAACACGCUGCUAUAGCCCAUGAUAAGGAAGUUAAUUGUGUAACAUAUUCGCCAAAUAACAAAAUCAUAGCGACCGCUUCGCAAGAUAAAUUGGCUAAAUUAUGGUCAGCAGAGACUUUCACGAGUUUAGGUAUAUUGCGUGGUCACUCGAGAGGUGUAUGGUGUGUACGUUUCUCACCGGUAGAUCAAAUAGCUGUGACCAGUUCAAGCGAUUGCAGUUUACGUAUUUGGUCAUUAGCAAAUUUAAGCUGUUUGAAGCGUCUGGAGCACACGAGUACCGUUUUAAAAGCGGAAUUCUUACAUCAUGGCAGACAUAUCAUCUCGACCAGCUCAGAUGGCCUCCUAAAAUUAUGGAGCAUCAAAACAAGCACAUGCAUACAAACAAUGGAAGGACAUGAUGAUCGCGUAUGGUCAUUGGCCAUGCCUAGCAGCAGUAAAAUGCAUUUUUUUAGUGCAGCAGCGGAUUCGAAAUUAAUCAAAUGGCGUGACAUAACUGAGGAAGUGAAAAAUACAGAGAUUGACAACCGACAGCAGCAAUUAUUGCAAGAGCAAUCCCUACAAAACCUCUUAAAUGAAAGUAAAAAUACGAAAAAAGCUUUCAUCUUGGCACUGAAAUUGGGCAAACCCAAAGUAUCCUAUAAAAUUAUCAACGAAUACAUAAGGAAAAGGGAUUACUCUGGUAUGGAGGAAAUAGUUUCUGCACUUGAUACCGAUCAACGACGCGCAUUAUUGGAUCAUGCAAAAAUGUGGAUAACAAAUUCCCGAUACUCUCAAGCGUCAAAUCUGAUAUUGAAAUACCUUCUCGCUGAGAUGUUAGUUGACCCCGGAUUACAACGUUCCCUUAAUUCCGCCAAUUUAGUCGAAGUAUUAACGCCCUAUACUCAAAGACAUUUUAAACGUCUCACAGCACUGAAAACAGAUUUGAAUUACUUGGACUUUCUUGUUCAGAACAUAUAAAGCUUAUAAGACAAUUAUCAAAAGAUGAACCCAACUUUUUUUUAUUUCAACCACUUUAUAACCUAAACGGGUCAAUUCUACUGUGUUCAAC
Glossina fuscipes is the source of this 2531-nucleotide messenger RNA. RefSeq names its product transducin beta-like protein 3. The transcript has a single exon. The record is from RefSeq and is a predicted model, not a curated record. Gene Ontology annotation, biological process: rRNA processing. Lineage: Eukaryota; Metazoa; Arthropoda; Insecta; Diptera; Glossinidae. Gene Ontology annotation, cellular component: small-subunit processome. Bases 77 to 2440 code for a protein of 787 amino acids. Gene Ontology annotation, molecular function: protein binding.